This is a messenger RNA of Athalia rosae (coleseed sawfly), 1561 nucleotides long. RefSeq names its product lethal(2)neighbour of tid protein (gene Alg3). The record is from RefSeq and is a predicted model, not a curated record. Gene Ontology annotation, molecular function: dol-P-Man:Man(5)GlcNAc(2)-PP-Dol alpha-1,3-mannosyltransferase activity. The coding region runs from base 28 to 1335 and encodes 435 amino acids. Lineage: Eukaryota; Metazoa; Arthropoda; Insecta; Hymenoptera; Athaliidae. The transcript has a single exon. Gene Ontology annotation, cellular component: endoplasmic reticulum.
UUAAAAAUCUUUUCAAACGGUGCCAGCAUGGCGCCCCGGGGAGAGAGUUCUAACCUGUAUCUGAUUAAAAGGUAUCGAAAACUAAUAAACAACUGGAUAAAAACCAACUGCAAAUGGAGCGAAAUUAUCUCGCUAAUAACAGAUCCAAAACGACUGCCUUUAGUCGCCUGUAUACUAAUAAUCCUCGAGAUAUUCGUUAACAUAUUCGUCAUCGAAAAAGUUCGCUACACGGAGAUUGACUGGAUCGCCUACAUGCAGGAAGUCGAGGGAUUUCUGAAUGGAACUCUGGACUAUUCAAAGCUACGAGGUGACACGGGGCCUCUGGUUUAUCCCGCAGGAUUUGUCUACAUCUACUCGAUACUCUACUACGCUACUUCCUAUGGAACGAACAUCAGGCGUGCUCAGCACUUCUUUGCUGCUCUUUACAUCCUCCUUUUGAUUUUGGUGUUCAGAAUAUACCAUAAGACAAAGAAGGUGCCGCCAUACCUGAUUAUCCUUACUUGCACAACCUCGUACCGUAUUCACUCCAUAUUUAUCUUAAGGCUGUUCAACGAUCCCAUUGCCAUGGUGUUCCUAUUCGCGAGCAUAAAUCUAUUUUUGGACAGUCGAUGGUACCUGGGCAGCUUGUUCUACAGCCUAGCUGUAUCUGUUAAAAUGAAUAUCUUACUUUUUGCACCAACACUGCUCGUAGCAUACCUUGCAAUUUUAGGACUACGCAAAACAAUUGUUCAAUUGGCUCUUUGUGCCACUGUACAAUUUUUAUUGGGACUCCCCUUUCUUUAUGGUAAUCCAGUGGCUUACAUCAAAGGUGCCUUCAACUUGGCUAGAGUUUUUCAAUACAAGUGGACAGUCAACUGGAAAUUUUUACCAGAAGAUAUAUUUCUGAAUUCUUAUUUUCACAUAGCCCUUCUUGCUCUUCACUUGGGUACUUUAGCUUACUUUUUACCCAGCUGGAAAACUUAUUUUCAAUCUUACGCCAAGUUAAAGCAAGUAGAGAAAGACUUGAAGGGACGGUUCAGGAAGAAUGAGAAAGUUGAUAUGUCAACAAGCUCGCAGCUAUUUGUGCUACCACUUUUUACCGCUAAUUUCAUCGGGAUAAUUUUUAGUAGAUCUUUGCAUUACCAGUUCUAUGUUUGGUAUUUCCAUACACUGCCUUACCUGGUGUGGUGUACCAGCUACAAGACUGUUACAAAAAUCGUUAUAUUAGGAGUAAUCGAACUCUGCUGGAAUACAUACCCAAGUACAAUAUACAGUAGUACAGCUUUGUAUAUUUGCCAUGCUGCUCUGCUGUUUUCGCUCGCUAAUAAUACGGCUAAAGCUGCUAAAAUACGAUAGUGCAAUCCUUCGAUCUAACGCAGCAAAAAUUACUCAAAGACAGAAGUAGCGUGGCAUUCAUUGAACAUAUAUUUUCAAAGUUACAAAUCUGUAACAAUGCCACUUCACAUAACAUUUACAAUUUAUGUAUUUGUCAAUCGGUUUUGACCACGUGACUCAUAGAGUUCGAACAAAUUGUGGAGACUAAUGUAAAUAAUAAUAAAUAUACCACAAGUUCCAACCUUCA